This is a messenger RNA of Trifolium pratense (red clover), 2911 nucleotides long. RefSeq names its product U3 small nucleolar RNA-associated protein 25. Gene Ontology annotation, biological process: maturation of SSU-rRNA from tricistronic rRNA transcript (SSU-rRNA, 5.8S rRNA, LSU-rRNA). Gene Ontology annotation, cellular component: nucleolus; small-subunit processome. The transcript has 24 exons. Gene Ontology annotation, molecular function: rRNA binding; U3 snoRNA binding. NCBI's taxonomy places the organism in Eukaryota, Viridiplantae, Streptophyta, Magnoliopsida, Fabales, Fabaceae. The record is from RefSeq and is a predicted model, not a curated record. Bases 485 to 2527 code for a protein of 680 amino acids.
AGAUUUUAAUGGAUUUCAUUAUGUAAUGAAUUUUGUGAGACUUUUUAGUUAAAAUUAUACUUUUCCAACAAUCUUACAAAAAAUCUUGAGACUUUUUUUAAUUUUCCAAAAUUUUUUUUUUGAGAUUUUUUCAAACUUUUCAAGACUUUCAUUUUUAAUUAACCUUUUUUUUUUGAAUCAAAUUCUUAACCUAUUUUUUCUCUUUUCCCCAUAAUUUUCAUAGUUAACGGCACAGAGCGGCGAACGAAGCUAUAUUUCACACCACCGCCGCAGCUCCGCCGUCUCCGGCUCCCUCACCAUCGACGGCACCAAAAGCACUCCUUGCCUCUUGACAAACUACAGUUCCGUCACACUUUCUCGGUAAGGCACCGUUAUUCCGUCGAAGAAUCUUCACGCAGGUCCAGCCACCGAGCGGCCUCCGGUUACAACUGCAGCCACCGCCCUUCCCUCUCAGAAGAAAUUGUUCAAAUCAAACCCUAACAUUAUGAAGGAGCGUCAACAUGCUCCUCUUACCAUUGCUUCUAACUUGAAAAGGAAAAGGAAAGAAGAUAAAGGUAAGAAAAAUAAGAAAGAAGGUCGAAGGAAGGAGAAAGAAACAGAGAUAAAAGUUGACAUCAUUGAACCUGAGAGUUCGCUGGAGGAUGACCAUGACGAAGAAGGGUUUGACGAUGAUUCUCCUAGAAGCAAUGUUGUGGGAAGCUUGCAGCAAGAUCCUGAUGACAAUGAUUCUGGAUCAAUAGAUGGUUCUGAGACUGAAGAGGACAUUGAGUUUUCUCAUUCAGAUGAAGAGGAUAUUAGGACAACUGGUGGAGCAAAAUCCGAGGAUUCAGCGGAUUUAAGCUCUUUUGAUUUACAUUUGCAACAUAAUUUAUCAAAAGAAGAAAUUGACAACCUAAAGGACUUGAAAUUUAGUUGGGAUGUACCAGUUAUUGGUGUCUCAAAUUGCAAGUGGACAGGAACUGGAGAAAAUAUCUUGGAGGAUUUGAAUAUCAACUCAUGUCCUGGCCUGAAGGAAAAGUUGUACGAGCAUUGGAUGGAUGUCUCCAAAGGCAAGGAUAUCAAUUCACCAAAACAACAGAUGUUUUUCUCCCUUUGUAGCAGCUACCGGGAUAUACUUCAUUGUAACAAGAGACCAUUCUAUCUAAAAGGCAUCGAAGACACAAGCAUCAUGGAUGCAUACAUAAUGCAUUCUCUCAAUCACGUCUUCAAAACCAGAGAUUGUGUUAAAAAGAAUGAUGUCAAACUGGCUAAGCUUGAAGAGGGUGCAGAUAGUGAGAAAUUCCGAGAUCAAGGUUUUACUCGUCCCAAGGUUUUAAUUUUGUUGCCAUUGGCAAGUAUUGCGUACCGUGUUGUAAAGAGGCUUAUACAACUUACACCUUCAGCUUACAAGGUCAAUGUUGAACAUCUGGAUCGCUUUUCUGAUAAAUUUGGAGGUGAAGAUCAUAAGGGUGACAAGGAUGGCCAGGAGUCUGAAAAUGCAUACCCUCAGAAGUCAUCCAAACCGGAUGACUUUGAACUACUUUUUGGAGGCAAUAAUGAGGACGACUUUAUGAUUGGCAUAAAAUUUACUAGAAAGGCCAUCAAGUUGUUCAGUGAUUUCCACACCUCAGACUUUAUUAUUGCUUCACCACUUUGUUUAGCUAAUAAAAUUGAAGAGGUUGGAAGCAAUACGGAAAAAGAUCUAGAUUUUCUUUCAUCCAUAGAGGUUCUGAUUAUUGAUCAUGCAGAUGUAAUAGCAAUGCAGAACUGGGAUCAUGUGCAUACAGUUAUUGAACAUUUGAACCGCUUACCGUCCAAGCAGCCCAGAACAGAUGUUAUGCGCAUUAGACCAUGGUAUCUUGACGAGCAAGCCAGAUUUUAUAGGCAAACUAUAAUUCUAGGUUUUUAUUCGAAUCCAGAUAUAAACGCUUCAUUCAAUCAUCAAUGUUCUAAUUAUGAAGGGAAGGUGAAGCUGUUGUGUGAAUAUAAAGGUGUUAUACACAAAGUGCUCCCUAAGAUUCAACAGGUUUAUGUACGGUUUAAUAUAGACUCAAUAGUAGAGGCUGAUGAUAACCGUUUUGAUUAUUUUGUGAAGAAGGUUUUCCCAAGAAUAAAAGAUUCUGAUCAGGGAGGGAUCAUGAUAUUUGCCAGCUCUUACUUCGAAUUUAUUCGAAUCCGAAAUUUUUUGAAGUCCCAAAAUGCUUCCUUCUGUCUGCUUGGGGAGUAUACAACCCAAAAGGAUAUUUCUCGUGCUCGUCUUUGGUUCUUUGAAGGGAAAAGAAAAAUUAUGCUUUACACAGAGAGAUCUCAUUUUUACCACAGAUAUAAGAUUCGCGGGGUUAAGAAUUUAAUCAUGUAUUCUCUCCCAGAGAGGAAGGAGCUUUACCCAGAGAUUGUUAAUGCGCUUGAUGCUUCUGAGUCUGAAAACACGCCAUGCACUGUCCUUUUUUCGCGCCUCGACAAAUUUCGGCUGGAAAGAAUAGUUGGAACAACUCCGGCGAAAACAAUGGUGACUUCGGAGAAACCGGUUUUUGUUUUUUGCGAAUAGAAUUCUGCUAUAUGUUGUAGCAUAUAUUUAUAUUCUUCUGAAACCAAGAUGCUUAAGAAGAGGAAGUCAAUAUGAUUUUUUUUCUGAGGAUAUGCUUGAAGAAUGAUAUGAUACCGACUCUUGCUGAUGGAGUUGUUCCUUAUCCCAUUUGGUUUAUUCACUUAUGUAAUGAUAGAAUCUUGAAUAUGUAUAACAAUUGCCAGGGUCAACUCUCAAUACAUUAUUUUUGUGACGAGAUACAUUCGGAGUUUAGUAUACAAGCCGGGUGUUGGAUCUCACAUUAAUAGAAUACAUGCAUUAGCUUGGUAUUAACUAUUUAUUUCCAGAAAUUUGUUAUUGAAAUGAAUGAAAUAUGAAAUCAAUUGAUUUGGUCUUUGCUUCUAA